AUGUUGCCUGCGGGAAGCAGAAGGUCCAAAAUACGUCCUCCGAGGCGGCCGCUAGCUGUAGGCCUGGGGAGUGACAUGAGCGAUUCAGCCGUGGAUUUUGACAAAUCUUGGGCUGUUUUAUCGCAUGCAAUUAGCCAAAUCCAAAGCAAGAACGUCUCGAAUCUUUCCUAUGAACAAUUAUAUCGCAAAGCAUAUGCCUUAGUGCUCCGUAAAUUCGGAUCGAGGCUCUACGACAACGUUGCACAAAUAGUGCUGCGUCAUCUCCUUGAAAAGAGAGAGGAGUUGUUGAGCCUUGAUCCAGGAAAUGUCUUGAUCGAUCGCGAGGACUUCUUGAAAAGAGCAUUGAACGUGUGGGAAGAUCACUUGAAAGCCAUGAAGUUUAUCAGCGAUGUCUUGAUGUACCUUAAUCGAGUUUACGUCAAGGAAAAUAAGAAAAUGUUAAUCUAUGAUUUGGGUAUCCAGCUAUUUAAAGAUAUGGUGAUCCUUUACAACGACAACGAAUUGGGCCUGAGACUUAUAGGCAUCAUAUUCGAUGAACUUACCCGAUGUCGAGAUGGUGAGUUGAUUACAACUAAACUGCACGUAAUCAGUCUAAUAGGAAUGUUCGAACAGCUUCCUGAGACUCCCUCACAUGUAACUGUUGCGGGCAAAGAUGUUCAGUUUAACGAAACCUAUUACAUGAAGUACUAUGAACCUUCCUUUUUGUCAGUGUCAGAAACUUACUUCAACAAAUUUUCGCUUGAAUUAGUUGGAAGAAAGGAUGGCUCAGUAUAUCUCCACGAGGCAAGUACUUUUAUACUCGCCGAAGAAGACCGUCUCGCUACGUUCGUUCCCGAAACCACUGCUCCAAAAGUCAUCGAUCUCAUGAACAAUAUCAUUAUCAAAGACAAAAUCGAGGCCAUUAUGGAUUUACCACUGGAGUCUCACGGAUUAGCUUACUUGCUUGAACCUGUGGUGGGAAACGUACUUGAGAGGAAGAUGACUUUCUCGGACCAGUCUCUUGGUCAACAAGUACUUGACCUAAAUGCUGUGUACAAGCUCAUCCUUCGCAUAGAUCCAGAAGUGACCAUACUCAAAAGAAGACUUCGUGACAUUAUUUUCAAACAGGGCACUAGCAUCUUAACUCACUUGCGGAAUAAAAUGGCGUCUGAUUCUGCCAACAAUAAAAAGUCGGUCAGUACAUCUCAUCCUACUUUCACUGUGAACUGGGUGGAGUCGAUUUUAGAAUUUCAAAACCAAUAUGCAUCCAUCGUCGCAGCUUCAUUUAGCGGUGACCCUAGUGUUGAACAAUGUGUUGCACUAGCUGUAAGAGAUCUUGUCAACAACCCCAGCCCCUUCAGUGACCCUAGCUUCAAGAUUAAUGCACCAGAACUCUUGUCUAUUUAUAUGGACCAUAACAUUAAGCAGCUAAGCAAAUCCUCGGGGCAAGCAAAGUUGUCUGAGCUGAAUGGUGAUUCUGCUGAUCAAACUGAGCAGUUUGUUACAAAAUUCAGAUACUUCUUAAGAGCGAUAAAAGAUAAGGAUGCUUUUGAAGUUCACUAUGCAAACCAUUUUGCAAGACGUUUCUUAAAUGCAAAGGAACUGUCACAAGGACGCAAUGCACUGAGUACAAACAAGUUGGGUGUUGACUUGGAAGAUUAUGUCUUAUCAAAGCUCGGAGAAGAAACAGGGUCAAGUUCGCUUGAAAAAGUGAUAAAGAUGAAUAAAGAUAUUCGCUUGUCCAGAGAGUUGACUCAGGAUUGGAAGAAUUAUUCAUCAAACAAUCGACCUGGAACAAGUAUAGAUCUUGAGUUGAAGAUUUGUAACGUCUCAGAGUGGCCCAAGUCAAUGACAAAAGAUUACAAGAGGUUUAGUACUGCUGGCGAUGCUGACUCUUUAGGUUUUGUUUGGCCCACCCAAAUGCGUACUAUCAUGGGAUCCUUUGAGCAUUUUUGGCACUCAGGAAAGAAAAACGACAACAAGUCUCUCUAUUGGAGUCCCAAAUUUGGCUCGGUCGAUAUGAGAAUAACUUACCCAUCAAAGACGUACGAAAUCAAUAUGUCUGUUUAUGCUGCAGUGAUCAUGCUUGCAUUUGCGCCUGGUCUGGAUGGAAGCAACCCCUUUGAUGAUGAUAGGCAGUUGACAUAUUCAGAUAUCAAAGAGCUUACAGGAAUUCCUGAUAAUGAUUUGAAGCGUCAAUUGCAAUCUAUUGCUGUGGCCCCACGACUGAGGCUCUUGGUUAAGAUACCUAUGUCGAAGGAUGUGAAGAAUGACGAUACUUUUCGGCUUAAUAGUAACUUCAAGUCGCCAUCUGUGAAAGUGAAAGUUUUGACUGUUUCUGCAGCUUCGUCGGUUGCACCAGCAAAGUCCAAGAGUGCGUCAGAAGGGAAAGAGAAGUCAGCUAAGGAUGAGGAGAUGGAAGAUAUCCAAAGUUCGAUUGUCGAAGGUCGAAAAUUCGAGUUGAACGCUGCUAUUGUCCGCAUUCUUAAGUCUCGUCAACAAAUUCAUCAUAAUGACUUAAUUGCUGAAAUAGUGAAACAAUUGCUGAAUCGGUUCCAACCGCUGACGAUAAUGAUGAAACAACGAAUUGAAGAUUUGAUCGACAAGGAGUAUUUACGAAGAGACUCGGAGGAACGCAACCUUUAUCAUUACGUUGCCUAG
Meyerozyma guilliermondii ATCC 6260 is the source of this 2640-nucleotide messenger RNA. Its product is annotated as cullin. The transcript has a single exon. Gene Ontology annotation, molecular function: ubiquitin protein ligase binding. The record is from RefSeq and is a predicted model, not a curated record. Gene Ontology annotation, biological process: protein ubiquitination; ubiquitin-dependent protein catabolic process. Gene Ontology annotation, cellular component: Cul3-RING ubiquitin ligase complex. The coding region runs from base 1 to 2640 and encodes 879 amino acids. Lineage: Eukaryota; Fungi; Ascomycota; Pichiomycetes; Serinales; Debaryomycetaceae.